GAUCUUUCCUUAUUAUUCGCUUUUAUCGCCUUUCGGCUUUGCCGCUCCCCACCACAACCCAGAAAACGACUCUCCAAGUCCAAGUCACUUCAUUCUUCAGUUCUUCACUUUCUUUCUUUCUUUCUCCCUGUGUGGCUAUCUACAGAUAUUUGAAAAGAUGAACAAGCAUGUGAUGUAUAAGCGGAUACUCUGAUCACCAGUCUGUGAGUGUACCUCCAAAAAUUUUCAAUCCCAAAAUGCUUUUGCUGCUUAAGUUCCAAAAGAGACCAAAGAAUGGUUCGUGAAACUGAUUUGGUCAUAAUUGGAGUCUCUGUUGGUUUGGCCCUUGGUGUUGCGAUAGCUUCUCUAGUAUUUUUUGGCAUAAGGUGGUAUAAGAAUCGUGCUCAUCUCCGACAGUGUGCAAAUGAGCGUAGUCUAGCAACCCUUCCUAUACGCAUAAAUGGCUUGGAGACUAGCAAUGACUUCAGUGCAUCACUUACAAAUUCCACAACCAUUCACCAAUCAGAACAACCUCCGAAAAGUUCACAAUUUUUUUGGUGGAAUCACCACAGUAAAGAUCAGUUUACGUCUACAUCAGGCAUACUUAGAUAUUCUUACAAGGAUAUUCAGAAAGCAACACAAAAUUUUACAACUAUAUUGGGACAAGGUUCAUUUGGUCCUGUUUAUAAAGCUGUGAUGCCUGGUGGAGUAGUUGCUGUAAAGGUUCUUGCUUCUAAUUCAAAACAAGGGGAGAAAGAGUUUCAAACAGAGGUAUCAUUAUUGGGAAGGCUGCAUCACCGGAAUCUUGUGAAUUUGUUAGGAUAUUGUGUCGAUAAAGGACAGCACAUGUUGAUCUACGAGUUCAUGAGUAAUGGGAGCUUGGCAAACCUUCUGUACAAUGAAGAAGAACUAGUUUUGGGCUGGGAAGAAAGGCUUCAAAUUGCUCUAGAUGUUUCACAUGGAAUAGAAUAUCUUCAUGAAGGGGCAGUCCCACCUGUUAUACAUCGUGAUUUGAAGUCGGCUAACAUAUUGUUGGACCAAUCAAUGAGAGCUAAGGUUGCUGAUUUUGGACUCUCAAAGGAAGAGGCCUAUGAUGGGCGAAACUCUGGUCUGAAAGGUACAUAUGGCUACAUAGAUCCGGUGUACAUAACCACAAACAAGUUCACCAUGAAGAGUGAUAUCUACAGUUUUGGCAUUAUCAUCUUUGAACUCAUUACAGCCAUCCAUCCACAUCAAAACCUAAUGGAAUAUAUUAAUCUUGCUGCUAUGAGCCCAGAUGGUGUAGAUGAAAUACUAGAUGAGAAACUGGCAGGAGAGUGCAACAUUGAAGAAGUGAGGGAACUAGCUGCCAUUGCUCACAAAUGCUUGCAAAAAUCACAAAGGAAGCGACCUUCAAUAGGAGAAGUUUCACAGGCUAUAUCAAAGAUAAAACAAAGGCCCCUUGUUAAGGAAGACACCAUGUCUUUUGCCAGUCAAGAUUUUUCAAGAGUUUUAAGCAGGAUAGAGGAUCAGCAUGUGGAGUUGAGUAAGAUGACCAGCAUUAAAGAGAGCAGUUAAAUGACCAGAAAAUUUUUUUUUUUUUUCUCUACUGCUGUCAAUUUUCUACCAACUAAUACUGACGAUAGAAUGUGAUAUGCAAAAAUAGGUAAAUGAAUCAAUGAGAUUUUUGUGUUACCUCAA
Hevea brasiliensis (rubber tree) is the source of this 1659-nucleotide messenger RNA. Its product is annotated as calcium/calmodulin-regulated receptor-like kinase 2. Gene Ontology annotation, molecular function: ATP binding; protein kinase activity. The record is from RefSeq and is a predicted model, not a curated record. NCBI's taxonomy places the organism in Eukaryota, Viridiplantae, Streptophyta, Magnoliopsida, Malpighiales, Euphorbiaceae. The transcript is spliced from 8 exons. The coding region runs from base 274 to 1536 and encodes 420 amino acids. Gene Ontology annotation, biological process: protein phosphorylation.